AUGGCGACUUUGGCUUUCGCCUUGGCCAGAGUUGGGCUGCGGAAGGGGCCGUUGCUGGGAGGAUGGCGGCAGCGACUCUUGGCGGCAGCUCAUACGAGGCAAGUUUCAGCAGAAACCAGCUCUGCAGAACAGAAAUAUCCAGGGAUUAUUGAAUCUACUAAUGAAUAUAGGUUUGUGGAGAGACUUAUACCUCCCUCCCGAGCACCAGUACCCCCAAAACAUGACAGUCAUCCCACCCCUUCUGGAUGGAGCCCACCUCAAGACCCACUUCCUGACCUUUCUUAUUUUGUAAGGAGGUCUCGAAUGCACAAUAUCCCAGUUUACACAGAUACUACCUUCAGAGGGUACAGGAAGAUGACGGUCAUCAGAAAGAUUGAAGGCAAUAUUUGGGCCCUUGAAAAUGAAGUGAAGGAACUCAUCACACAGCAGUCACCCAAGUGA
Podarcis lilfordi (Lilford's wall lizard) is the source of this 441-nucleotide messenger RNA. The record is from the annotation of a GenBank genome assembly. NCBI's taxonomy places the organism in Eukaryota, Metazoa, Chordata, Lepidosauria, Squamata, Lacertidae.